AUGUUUGGUAACAAAAGUGAUCAAAGCAAACAGGACCCAAUCCAUUGUGGUAUUUGGAUAAAAGUCAUUGAACAGCUGUUCGGACAAGCGGCGAAGUGUCGGCCAACCACCAACAAGGCAAGCAAGGGUCACUAUACGGCACACCUCACGCGGAGCGGUAGCCCUUUGCAGGAGAUCGAUAAGGAGUUCAAUCGCAAAUCCGGUAAAGUAGAAGAAGGAGGAAUGAGCAUCAGUAGCUUCGGAAUCAGACAGCAAUCGAACCAGAAGACAAUAGAAAAUCCGAGCCAUGAGACGACCAUGAAAAUCAGACGUCGAAAUGAGGGAAGAGUAGGUUGUUCGCGUUACUAUGGCAUUAUCGAAAAGACAACUGAACAGCAUGACAUGCGGUAUAUGCCCUCUGUAGAUAAGAAAAACGAAUGUGUGAAAAUACUGGUAGCUGAUUGGCUGUAA
Messenger RNA from Opisthorchis viverrini, 450 nucleotides. RefSeq lists its product as hypothetical. NCBI's taxonomy places the organism in Eukaryota, Metazoa, Platyhelminthes, Trematoda, Opisthorchiida, Opisthorchiidae. The record is from RefSeq and is a predicted model, not a curated record. The transcript has 2 exons. Bases 1 to 450 code for a protein of 149 amino acids.